CUAGUCCUAACACUAACCGUCGCACAAUGAGCAGUACUCGUCGCCGGUCUCAUGCCGCUUCAGUUGACAUGAGCCGUCUUUCAAAACUAGAUCGUCUUAUUAUGGCCCAAGCAGUCUGGGAAAUUGGUGCAGAAUGGACUGCCAUCGCAAAAAUUCUUUCUAAACAUCCUCUUCUUGCGCACCCCAAGUCUUUCUUCACUCCCCAAUCCUGUGCAGCCAUGUACAGUUAUCUUAUAAAGGACGCCGAACUCGAAUUUUCGCAAGAAAGUAAUGAACCUAAAGCGGACGUGAAUCUCAAGUUGGCGAAACAUCAAUACCUUGCUCGAUACCAGGAGCUACGAGAUGACAUUUCAGCCGAAGAAGCAAAAUUCAAGAGAAUUCUCGCGGAAAUUGAAGACAUACGGUCGGGCUCUUGGGAUGACAAGAUUCGAGCUGACAUUUCUGGAGUUCCUGACGAGGAGGUAAAAGAGACGGUUAUAUCAAUUCCCGAAGCAACCACGGAAGAGAUGCCUGUUCCAGAGAUUAAUAGGACGGCCACUACGUCCACUCUCCCAAUGGAACUGGAUAUUCCGGUGGAAGACGACACUGUAUCUCUAGAAGUUCCACUUGUAUCAACCGAAGACGAUGUUUCGGACGCACCUCCACGAGAGAAUUCACCGAAGCUUCUUCAAGAGCUUACGGAAGCCCCACUUCAUGACCUAACGUCGCUUUCAGCAAAACCGGCAGAGCCUGACGUGGUGCAGACUGCAGAAGUUUCCCAUCAACCUGUUGAAGGAUACGAAUCAGAACCGCAUUCACCGCCUGAAGUUAUAGAUGUUGAUACGGCAGCAGAGGAGCCUGAAGGCACCCCCCAAGGUGCAGAUCUUGAAGAAGACGGUUCGACAUCAGGAGACGAGCCAUUACAAGCUACUCGCAAAUCAACACGUCGACAGCGGCCGUCAGCUACCGCAGCCGCACAAGCUAAGACCGCCAAAAGCCGACGUCAGCGACGUGGAACCUCCGUCCCCGAGGACGGUGAUGCAUUGCUUGAAGCAGAUAUUGAAAUGGUAGCGACUCCUCAAGAAGAUCAGGCCGAUUCUCCAAGUGCUGAUGCAGUUACGACGAGACGAAGCAAACGAAAAGCGUCUAAUCCAGAGCAAAGUGAUGGGCUUCGUGACAGGAAGCGUUUGCGAGAACCUUCAGAACCAGAUGACGAUGAACCUGGCCCUUCCAGUGCUCGAACGCGUCGCCGUGGAGACCGCACGGAAGAACAGGUGGCGCUCAAGCGAUUCCAAAAUGUCAUCGGAAUGCUACACUCCCAAAUCUCUCAACACCGUAGUGGCAAUAUUUUUCAUAACCCCAUCAAAGCCUCUGAAGCACCAGAUUAUCGCGAUAUCGUCAAGCGGCCCGUAGACUUAAAAACUAUCAAGGCCAGGAUCAAAGACGGUGUCAUUUGCAACUCUUUGGAGUAUCAAAGAGACAUAUAUCUCAUGUUUGCCAAUGCGAUGAUGUACAAUCGACCUGGUUCAGAUAUAUAUUCCAUGACGGAAGAUAUGAUGUACGAAAGUGAAGUUAUGAUUAAUACACACAGGCAGACUGAGGGGUACUUAAGUAAUAGGAAAACACACUAAAUAUCGUACUACACUGAAUCGAGCAAUCUGGUACGCUGG
This is a messenger RNA of Guyanagaster necrorhizus, 1649 nucleotides long. RefSeq lists its product as uncharacterized. Gene Ontology annotation, molecular function: protein binding. The transcript is spliced from 12 exons. NCBI's taxonomy places the organism in Eukaryota, Fungi, Basidiomycota, Agaricomycetes, Agaricales, Physalacriaceae. Gene Ontology annotation, cellular component: NuA4 histone acetyltransferase complex. Bases 27 to 1610 code for a protein of 527 amino acids. The record is from RefSeq and is a predicted model, not a curated record.